AUGGAGAGUAGUCCAACGCAGGUAAAACAAAAAGUUGUCACUGUGGUAAAUUCGUCCAGUAUGAAGAGAAAACAACAAGCCUGUAGGAAUCUUCUCCAUAGUGAAAGAAACCACAGAGAAAUAAUCAGCAAAGUAAGCACAGUAGGAAUGAUCUCCGAGUGUACUUUGGACAAAGAAGAAAAAAGAAGGGGGGACAUUUUUUCGGCAGGGAAUCACAUUCCUUCUGGUAGUAUCAAUUGUGAGAAGAUAGUUGGUUUUGAAGAAGGCAGUUUUUCAAAAGAUAAAAGGUGGAAUGCACAAGGAAGUGCCUCCACGAAUGCAUACUCCCACAACUUCAGCGUAGAUGAAAACACCUCACGUCAAAACAGCAAUGAAGGUUAUCUCUCCAUGGCAAGUGCCCUGGAGGUGGAAGGGGAAAUGACCGACGUGAUUUACAAUCAAAGUAGUACUCUACAGGAAGACAGUAAAAUGUUCCUAUUAGAGCAUGAAAUAUUUUUUGCAAAGGAUGAAAUAGCUAACGUGAAAGGUUAUAAUCGGUCUGGUGAAAGAAAUAAGAUUAAUGGAGGAGGGGGUAAAAAGAGAGACCUUGUAUCUACUGAGGAGGCAUUAAAAAAAGGGAAAUACCCAUCUGGAGAUGUUGCUUCUAAUUCGAAGAGUGUCAGUGAGGAUAAAACCGUUGUUCAUAGAAGGAAGAAUCCAUCAGGCAAGUCUGUCAAAUGUCAAGUUGCUAACUCUGUGAGGUGUAACACGUCUGAUAGGGUACAUGAUCCAAAGUUGAAAAGGGAAUCUACCGGGGUGAUUUUAGAAGAAGCACCUGUUAGUAGCAAGAAAAGGGUUUCCAACUCGGCUAGUAAGAAGGUAAUAGUUCACAAGAUAAGCAAUGCGUCGUCGUACGAUGGACGGAAGAGGGAUGAAUAUGUUUCCACUUCUAAUUACAGAUCAGAUAAUUGUACGUCUGGAAAUAAAAUGGACUGGAGAAGCGACACCUUUUUCUAUGAAGGGGGCUUAGAGAGUAAUAUGUACAAGAAUGCCCAUAGUUCUAGCUUGAUGGAAUAUGUCACUUCUCAAAAUAGUAGCCUCACCACUGAGUAUGCAGAGCAGUUUCCGGACGGAAGCCCUUACAAGAGCGAAAAGACCAAGGGUAAUCCCCAUUGCGAUAAGCCCUCGUACUUAAGUAGCCAAGUCCAAAACAAUCUAUAUAAUUCGGUGGUGAAAAACAUGGAGAGGGGAAUUAUGACUUUGGACGGGUUCGAGGAGGGGCGGGUUAUAGAGAAAGUUGGCAAAGGAGGGAGAAAAUCGGGAGAUGCAAAAGUGGAUCAUGUACAGUCUGGCAAAGGGAUACUCCCUCCAGUGGAAACCCAACUCGCGAAAUGUACCGCCUCAAAAGAAGAAGCUGUGAGUAUAUUUUUCAAGGGGGACAGAAGAUUCUUCAACUUUGAUCUCCCCUCUAACGAAAUAAUUGAACGGAAGAGCUUUGAAAUAAUAGAAAUGAUCAGCGAAGGAAGUUUCGGCACGGUUUACAAGGCCCUGUGGCAGAACAAAAUCGUUGCCGUGAAAAAGUCUCACAUCCAGAUGUCACUAGAGGGCAUGCGCUCCAUUGUGCGUGAGGUUAACACUUACCGCUCCGUUUCGCACGAGAACAUUGUAAAGUAUUACGGAGUCUGCAUAGACGAGGGUUUCAUAGGCAUCAUCCUGGAGUAUAUCCCAAGAGGGAACGUAUUCGACAUGUUGUACAAUGGCACGUUGAUUGUUCCUUACGAGGUUCGCCUACAUAUGGCUGUCCAGCUCGUAGAAGUGGUUAAGUAUCUUCACGCGGAUAAGCGGUUGGUUCACCGGGAUUUGAAAACGAGUAACUUUUUGUUCGAUGAGCAGUACAACCUAAAAAUAUGCGAUUUCGGAAAAACGAGGAAGUUAAACACAGAUGGAAAAGUUAUUUUAGAGGACAACGGAGGUUCCCCCAGAUAUAUGGCCCCGGAGUGUUUCAUCGAAGGGAACUCCAUAAAUGAGAAGUCAGACAUUUGGGGCCUGGCGUGUUGUCUGAUUGAGAUUUUCGCCAACCAAAUUCCGUUUCAGCAUAUAAAGCAUAAGGAAGAUGUUGUCGUAGAAAUUUUGGUGAACAAGAAGAAGCCGAACGUUCCUAACUGCUUUCACCCAAAAUUGCACAAACUGUUGGAGAGGAGUUUCUGCAUAGACCCAGAGGAAAGACCCUCAUGCGAGGAGUAUCUACAAUUGCUCCUCGAGUACUAUUCAUAA
This is a messenger RNA of Plasmodium knowlesi strain H, 2253 nucleotides long. Its product is annotated as protein kinase, putative. The record is from RefSeq and is a predicted model, not a curated record. Gene Ontology annotation, biological process: protein phosphorylation. Gene Ontology annotation, molecular function: ATP binding; protein kinase activity. The transcript has 5 exons. Bases 1 to 2253 code for a protein of 750 amino acids. Lineage: Eukaryota; Apicomplexa; Aconoidasida; Haemosporida; Plasmodiidae.